AUGCCUGCCCGCGCCACCGACGAAGAGGUUCUGGCGCGUGUGGAGUCAUCUUUGAAAUUCCAGAUGGACCACGCCGGCGUGCCCAGUGCUGUUCAGCUCCUGGUCUACCGCAAGGGCUACGACAACCUCAUCGUCUUCAGCGGGAUUGACGAAACCCGGACUGCGGUCCGUGAAGCCUUGAAGACUGAGCUCCCCUUGGACUACACUGCGGAUUCUGAGUCGAAUCGCUCGGACGCUAAGUGCGGCGUCCAGCCUCGCAUGGUGCAAGUCACCGAGCACGCGUCAAUGAAGGCGGCUGUGGAGGUUCCUCAUGGCCGCUUGUCAGACAGGGAGUUGCCGAGCAAAUCGCUAGUUGCGCAGAAGCUUGAGCAGGUGGAGGACAAUGCCCCCUGCGCUGAAGAUAUGCGUGAUGUGACUAGCCUAGAGGAUGCGGAGAGCGAGGCGUACAAUGCCAUCAUCGACCCGAGCACGGCGGUCCUGCGUAUCAAACCGGGCAAGACUACAACCACUCCUCCUGGUACGCCGGAGGAAUUGCGAUUGCGCCACAGGCGAAUCGGCUUGGCGUGGGAGAUGGUUCGUGCCAGACAUUCUACACGCUCUUGGCUUCCAGACCGGUGUGUGGAUGCUUACCGACGCUUGUCGGAUCAUGUUUUGGGCAGCCGCGUGGCCGGGCUUCGCUCGGGUGAUGGCCAAGGACCUUCCUGGACGUUGGUCUUGAAGUAUGAGGCCGAGGUUCGUAAGCAGGCUUAUCGUCUCAUUCGUGACAGUGAAGCACCUGACCUAGCAGCGGCUUUGUCCGCGGCGUGCAAGUGUCCAGAGAUUUUGACCAACCACUUCGUGAUCCCAUUCAGCCUGGAGCGCCAUGAUAUGCCGAAGGAGCGUGAGGGUGUCCACAAGGAUGGGUCUUUGGAUGCACGCGUUGUGGAUGCCUUGUUGGCGAAGUUAGGCAAGGGUCGCGGAAAAGGCAAGGACACCAGCGUCACGAAGACGGUUGGCAAGCAUCAGCGGUCUUCAGAUGGGAAGCGCCUCUGCUACGCCUUCAACAAGGCCAAAGGCUGCGCGCGCAAGGACUGUCCCUUCCUGCACGCGUGCCAGCGUUGUCUUGGGCACCACUCCUACGCUAAGUGCCCGUUGGUGAAAAGGCCCACCGGCGCACCGGCUGAGGAUGUUGAGUGA
Messenger RNA from Symbiodinium natans, 1176 nucleotides. NCBI's taxonomy places the organism in Eukaryota, Dinophyceae, Suessiales, Symbiodiniaceae. The record is from the annotation of a GenBank genome assembly.